This is a messenger RNA of Haemonchus placei, 420 nucleotides long. The record is from the annotation of a GenBank genome assembly. NCBI's taxonomy places the organism in Eukaryota, Metazoa, Nematoda, Chromadorea, Rhabditida, Trichostrongylidae.
AUGAACUUUCACUGCUCCUAUUUGCUCAAAGGGCGACGUGGCCAACGUGUUCGAUUGUUCUUUCGCGAUUUCGAUAUCUAUUUUGGCGGUGAACACUGCCCUUAUGAUUCGGUUACAAUUUUCGAUGGCUCUUCGACCAGUUCUCCGAUUAUCAAAAAGGUAUGUGGCUUACAGCAACGAAUGGAAUUGUACUCCGUUGGCACAGAACUCCUCAUACAUUUCAAUACUACGAAUCCAGCCAAAGCGGAUCCCCGAGGAUUCGUUAUCGAGUACGAGUUCUCAAGUCGUUUCGUCGAUGUCACCCAAUUACUACAUGGCCAGAAAGGAGUCACACAUAUGAGAGGCACGGAAUGUGAUAUUCGAGUGGAAAGUAAUCGGGAAACCAGUCACUAUAUAUACUCACCAAAGGUAAGGAUGUAA